Molecule: messenger RNA, 1633 nt
Organism: Panicum virgatum (switchgrass)
Lineage: Eukaryota; Viridiplantae; Streptophyta; Magnoliopsida; Poales; Poaceae
Product: LRR receptor-like serine/threonine-protein kinase SIK1
Exons: 1
Coding region: 30-1601 (523 amino acids)
Molecular function (GO): protein binding
Source: RefSeq, a predicted model, not a curated record
AUCUAAGUGGAAAUGCUCUCGGAGGCAAUAUGUCUAUACCGGAAUUCAUCGGUUCUCUCAAGAGCUUGACUUAUCUCGACCUCUCGAACAUGAAUUUCGUUGGUCAAGUGCCUCCUCAGCUAGGCAACCUCACCAAACUGGCAUACCUCGACAUUCACAAGGAUUUCUUUUAUGCAUAUGCAUGUGCAUUUUUAUCGGAUGUUUCAUGGUUAGCAAGUCUUCACUCUCUGCAGCAUCUCGACAUGAGCGGUGUGAAUCUUAGUGCAGCAGUUGGCUGGGUACAUGCGCUGAACAAGCUUCCAAAUUUGAGAGCACUAUAUCUCAGCAAUUGUGGACUUAAUAGUUCCAUCCCGUCACUUCGACACCAUAACCUUACGGUUCUGGAGAAACUUGAUCUCUCCCGUAACCCUUUUAACAGCCCCGCUGCACCCAAUUGGUACUGGGAUGUAACUAGCCUCAAGGUUCUAGACAUAGAAAGCUGUGAAUUGUCAGGGGCCUUUCCUGAUGAGUUGGGAAACUUGACCAUGUUAGAGGACCUUGAUAUGGGAUGGAAUAACAUCGAGGGGAUGAUACCAGCAACACUGAAAAACCUGUGCAGGCUACAGGUGGUAUACCUCGCCGAAAACAACAUUGGUGGUGAUGUAACAGAUCUAAUAGAAAGGUUACCGAACUGUUCAUGGAAUAGCUUGCAAGAGUUAAUUUUAUUUGAGACCAACAUUACCGGCACGACAUUAAAAUUGUUACUCAACCUCACUGCCUUAAGCACAAUUUUCCUUCAUCGAAACCACUUGAGUGGUUCUGUGCCUAUGGAGAUAGGAACACUAAAAAAUUUGACUGAACUGCAUAUUGGCAAUAACAACUUUAGUGGUGUGAUAUCAGAAACUCACUUCUCUGGUUUGUGGAAUUUGAAGUCCAUUGACUUAUCUUAUACUUAUCUUCAAGUCAAGGUGGACUCGGAUUGGGAACCUCCGUUCAACUUGGACAGGGCAUUUCUUUCAUCUUGUCAUUUGGAUCUCCAGAUUCCUAAUUGGCUUCGAUGGCCAAAGAGCAUCUCAUAUCUUGAGAUGUCGGAUGCAGGUCUCAUUGGUAGGAUCCCAGAUUGGUUUUGGACUACAUUUUCAAAUGCCUGGCUCCUGGACCUCUCUUAUAACCAAAUUAGCGGUGAGUUACCACUUAGUUUGGAGUUCAUGGCAGUCGAAGAGAUUUUUCUCCAGUCAAAUCGUUUAGUUGGUUCAAUACCACAGUUACCAAGAAGCAUUGAGCUAUUAGACAUCUCUGAAAAUUCUAUAAGUCGACAUCUGCCAACAAAUUUUGGAGCUCCAGAUUUACAGGUUGCGGUUCUGUUUUCUAAUUGUUUAACUGGGUUCAUUCCAUACUCUAUUUGUCAAUCGCCUCACUUGCGGGUUUUAGAUCUUUCGAACAACCUUCUAAUAGGGGGGCUACCUGAUUGUCGCAAAAAAGAGCUGAAACAAAUGAACCCAUAUAGCAACAACUCGUCAAGGGUCAACUCUGCAAAUUCUUAUAGAUUGAAAAUCCAUACUCUCCGUUUAAACAACAACAGUCUUUCAGGUGGAUUUCCAUUAUUCUUGAAACAAUGCUAAAAUCUUGUAUUCCUGGAUCUAACUCAAAACAG